This is a messenger RNA of Capsicum annuum, 991 nucleotides long. RefSeq names its product cytochrome b561 domain-containing protein At4g18260. The record is from RefSeq and is a predicted model, not a curated record. Lineage: Eukaryota; Viridiplantae; Streptophyta; Magnoliopsida; Solanales; Solanaceae. Bases 225 to 809 code for a protein of 194 amino acids. The transcript has 3 exons. Gene Ontology annotation, molecular function: transmembrane monodehydroascorbate reductase activity.
AUCAUCACUAAAAGAAAAUUGUCAUAAGGUCCCCACCAGGUUGAAAUCAUGUCAUAAGGUCCUUGCCUUUUUUUUCCCUCACUAGAAAAGUAUGCACUAUAAAUAACCCGUAAUCUGAACACCAAACUCAAACAAAGCAUUGUUUCAUUUGUCUAAAGCAUAUAACUGGAUAAAAACUACUUCUUUGUUCCAUAUAUUUAGUUGAGCAACGUUAACCUCUAUAUAUGUUGUCAUUUCAAAUUAUUCUACAUGGAUUUCUUCUCUGGGCUUCCAUGGGUUUCUUGAUGCCUAUUGGGAUUCUUGUAAUAAGAAUGACAAAUAGACAUGAACAAUGUGGAAGAAGGCUAAAGAUUAUUCUCUAUACUCAUGCUACUUUACAGAUACUAUCUUUUCUACUUGUAACAGUAGCAACAAUAAUGUCGAUAGGAAACUUUGACAACUCUUUCACAAAUAAUCACCAAAAAAUUGGCUUAGCUAUUUAUGGUGCUAUAUGGCUGCAAGCAGCCACUGGGGGUUUUAAGCCUGACAGGGAAAGCAAAGGAAGGAGUAUAUGGUUUUCAAUUCACUGGCUUCUUGGAGUGACAGUUUCGUUACUGGGAAUUAUCAACAUAUAUACAGGUUUACAGUCCUACCACACAAGAACAAUGAAAAACACAAGUGUUUGGAACCUGGCUUUUACUGUUGAGAUUGUUGUUUACCUGUUCAUCUAUCUGCUCCAAGAAAAAUGGCCCUAUAUAAAGCAAAUCAGGAGUGAUUUACUCGAUGAAACAGUAACGACAAACAGAUCAAGAAACAUCUUCAACAGAUGAGUAAAGGAAAUCUCAUCAUCAUAGCCAUGUUAAGGCUUACAAAAACAAAUCAUUUGCCUUUUACGAACAUUGUAUUUUUUCCAACUUUGUUACAAUAUCAGAAACAAGUAUGAGAGUAUGUGUACUAUCAAUGUAGAGCAUCAUAUACAACAUAUAAUACGAGAGAUUUUGUGAACAAUCAA